AUGCGUAGACACUCAUUCUCCCGCGUCGCAGCCGCCUCCAAAUCCACUCUCUCUGAACCUCCUCUCCCGAAAAUCCCCGCCUUCGACUACGUCCCCCCACCAUACACCGGCCCCUCCGCCGACGAGAUCCUCGCCAAGCGCCGCCACUUCCUCAACCCCUCCAUCUUUCAUUCCUUCAAAACGCCUUUGUGUUUGGUUGAUGGGAAGAUGCAGUAUCUGUUCGACGACAAGGGGCGGAGAUACCUCGACGCGUUCGGCGGGAUCGCCACCGUGGGAUGUGGCCACAGCCACCCCGAGGUGGUGGACGCCGUCGUUGAUCAGAUGAAGCGUCUCCAGCAUCCCACUGUCCUCUAUCUCAAUCCUGCCAUCGCCGAUUUUGCCGAGAAGCUCGCUUCCAAGUUUCCCGGCGAUCUCAAGGUUGUUUUCUUCACGAAUUCGGGGACGGAGGCGAAUGAGCUGGCCUUGAUGAUGGCGCGAUUGUACAGUGGCUGCCACGAUGUGGUUUCGGUUAGGAAUGGCUAUCAUGGUAAUGCUUCCGGCACAAUGGCUGCCACUGCUCAAGGAAGCUACAAAUUCAAUGUUGUGCAGACUGGUGUGCAUCAUGCACUGAAUCCGGACCAGUACAGAGGCGUCUUUGGGUCGGACGGGUUGAAGUAUGCAAGAGAUGUGGAUGAUAUAGUCACUUACGGAACGUCUGGUCGUGUUGGUGCCUUCAUUGCUGAAGCCAUCCAGGGAGUUGGUGGGGUUAUGGAGUUGGCCCCGGGAUAUCUUCCUGCUGUCUACGACACCAUAAGAAAGGCAGGUGGCCUUUGCAUAGCUGAUGAGGUCCAGUCGGGCUUUGCUCGCACCGGGAGCCAUUUUUGGGGCUUUGAGGCCCACGGGGUUGUGCCUGAUAUAGUAACCUUGGCCAAAGGCAUUGGGAACGGAAUGCCACUGGGUGCAGUGGUGACCACGCCCGAGAUUGCAAAGGUGUUGACUCAUCGGAACUAUUUCAACACGUUUGGUGGCAACCCCGUCUGUAGUGCUGCCGGUCUUGCAGUGCUUAAAGUGAUAGAGAAGGAACAGCUUCAGGAGAAUGCUCUCACUGUCGGAUCGUACCUCAAGGAACGCCUCGUUUCCUUGAAGGACAAACACGAGAUCAUCGGGGAUGUCAGGGGAAGAGGGAUGAUGCUUGGAAUAGAGCUUGUAACGGACCGGCAGCUGAAAGCCCCUGCCAAGGAUGAGACUCUUUAUGUGCUGGAACUAAUGAAAGAUUUGGGAGUUGUGGUCGGGAAAGGGGGGUUCUUCGGGAACGUGCUCAGGAUCACGCCGCCCCUCUGCUUCACCGAGGAGGAUGCUGAUUUCCUUGUGGAUGUGAUGGACUAUUCAUUGUCGAAGGUAUAGAGUUGGAUGUGAAAUGAAAGGUC
Molecule: messenger RNA, 1406 nt
Organism: Salvia splendens (bonfire salvia)
Lineage: Eukaryota; Viridiplantae; Streptophyta; Magnoliopsida; Lamiales; Lamiaceae
Product: alanine--glyoxylate aminotransferase 2 homolog 3, mitochondrial-like
Exons: 8
Coding region: 1-1383 (460 amino acids)
Cellular component (GO): mitochondrion
Molecular function (GO): pyridoxal phosphate binding; transaminase activity
Source: RefSeq, a predicted model, not a curated record